AGUAGUACCUCUACCAGUAGUAGUACCUCUACCAGUAGUAGUACUCCUACCAGUAGUAGUACCUCUACCAGUAGUAGUACCCCUACCAGUAGUAGUACCCCUACCAGUAGUAGUACUCCUACCAGUAGUAGUACCUCUACCAGUAGUAGUACCUCUACCAGUAGUAGUACCUCUACCAGUAGUAGUACCUCUACCAGUAGUAGUACUCCUACCAGUAGUAGUACCUCUACCAGUAGUAGUACCUCUACCAGUAGUAGUACCUCUACCAGUAGUAGUACCUCUACCAGUAGUAGUACUCCUACCAGUAGUAGUACUCCUACCAGUAGUAGUACUCCUACCAGUAGUAGUACUCCUACCAGUAGUAGUACCCCUACCAGUAGUAGUACCUCUACCAGUAGUAGUACCUCUACCAGUAGUAGUACCCCUACCAGUAGUAGUACUCCUACCAGUAGUAGUACUCCUAGUAGUAGGAACUAUUGACGGGAUUCUUCAAUGAAAUGUUUGUCAUUCAACAAGUAGCCUCUGCUGAGAUGUUUUCAGGAGAAAUGGAAAGAGGGCAUUAAUAACCAACCAAUACCAUCUCAUCUCUGCCUCCACAUUUACCUGAAUUGGUUGACCAGUGCAGAAGAGAACCUCCCUCGACACUGUUUUAUUCUCCUGGUAAAGACCCGGGAUGUUGAUUCAGGCCUGUUCUAUUCUCCUGGUAAAGACCCGGGAUGUUGAUUCAGGCCUGUUCUAUUCUCCUGGUAAAGACCCGGGAUGUUGAUUCAGGCCUGUUCUAUUCUCCUGGUCUUGAUGUAGUUUCAGGCCUGUUCUAUUCUCCUGGUAAAGACCCGGGAUGUUGAUUCAGGCCUGUUCUAUUCUCCUGGUAAAGACCCGGGAUGUUGUUUCAGGCCUGUUCUAUUCUCCUGGUAAAGACCCGGGAUGUUGAUUCAGGCCUGUUCUAUUCUCCUGGUCUUGAUUUAGUUUCAGGCCUGUUCUAUUCUCCUGGUCUUGAUGUAGUUUCAGGCCUGUUCUAUUCUCCUGGUAAAGACCCGGGAUGUUGAUUCAGGCCUGUUCUAUUCUCCUGGUAAAGACCCGGGAUGUUGAUUCAGGCCUGUUCUAUUCUCCUGGUAAAGACCCGGGAUGUUGAUUCAGGCCUGUUCUAUUCUCCUGGUAAAGACCCGGGAUGUUGUUUCAGGCCUGUUCUAUUCUCCUGGUCUUGAUGUAGUUUCAGGCCUGUUCUAUUCUCCUGGUAAAGACCCGGGAUGUUGAUUCAGGCCUGUUCUAUUCUCCUGGUAAAGACCCGGGAUGUUGAUUCAGGCCUGUUCUAUUCUCCUGGUAAAGACCCGGGAUGUUGUUUCAGGCCUGUCUUUGACAGCUGCUAUGUUCGGUGUUCAACGAGCGACGAUUCGUUUUCAUGCACAUGUUUUCACUGAGAAAUACAGCACUAAACAUCUGUUAGAUUGGGGAAAUACUGCACUAAACAUCUGUUAGAUUGGGGAAAUACAGCACUAAACAUCUGUUAGAUUGGGGAAAUACAGCACUAAACAUCUGUUAGAUUGGGGAAAUACAGCACUAAACAUCUGUUAGAUUGGGGAAAUACAGCACUAAACAUCUGUUAGAUUGGGGAAAUACAGCACUAAACAUCUGUUAGAUUGGGGAAAUACAGCACUAAACAUCUGUUAGAUUGGGGAAAUACAGCACUAAACAUCUGUUAGAUUGGGGAAAUACUGCACUAAACAUCUGUUAGAUUGGGGAAAUACAGCACUAAACAUCUGUUAGAUUGGGGAAAUACAGCACUAAACAUCUGUUAGAUUGGGGAAAUACAGCACUAAACAUCUGUUAGAUUGGGGAAAUACUGCACUAAACAUCUGUUAGAUUGGGGAAAUACAGCACUAAACAUCUGUUAGAUUGGGGAAAUACAGCACUAAACAUCUGUUAGAUUGGGGAAAUACUGCACUAAACAUCUGUUAGAUUGGGGAAAUACAGCACUAAACAUCUGUUAGAUUGGGGAAAUACAGCACUAAACAUCUGUUAGAUUGGGGAAAUGGUGCAACUAAGACUUCCUCUGCAAAAAAAGUCAACAUUUAUUUACAGAUUUCUUGAUAUAUCUCAGAUUAAUUUGACCGGUUUUGAGGGAAGUGUUACUGGGUAUGUUGCUACGGUGGCUCAAGAGGGACAAAGCACAGUGUAGAUUCACUCCCCCCCCCCCCCCCCCCCUCCUAAUUUUUCAAGUGAUGUUCAUUAAGGCAUAUGUGAGCAGAUGUUUUGUUUAGCCGUGCAGAGUUCUGCUAGAAGAUAACCGACCCUCUAUGCAGAAGCCUUCAUCAGUUAAGUGGAGGAAAGUGCGACCACAAUACAGCGUCUGCUGCUAUAUGCUAAGGAUUUCCUGUAGCGCUGGGUGGGAGUGGACCUAUAUCUUAAUACUUGUGGGUUUUGCUGUGUGUCAGGGGCUGCUGCUGGAGCAAUGAUUCGCUGUCAUAUAGUGUAUUCAUUUGGUGUGUGGGGGUGGGGGGGUUCAAUGCUUUAUUUAACACUGAACAAAAAUAUUAAAAAAAAAAAAAAACGCAACAUGUAAAGUGUUCACCCCAUGCUUCAUGAGCUGAAAUAAAAAAUCCCCCGUUAUUUUUCCAUACACACAAAGCUUAUUUCUCUAAAAUGUUGUGUGCAAUUUUGUUUGCAUCCCUGUUAGUGAGCGUUUCUCGUUUGCUAAGAUUAAUCUAUCCACCUGACAGUUGUGGAAUCUCAAGAAGCUGAUUUAAAAUGGCAUGAUCAUUACACAGGUAUAUAUAUAUACACUACUCCACGGCCUGGACAAGGGGAACUUUUUCAACAUAUCACAUGUCAGUGGUUGAAAUGAAGCAGCUAUAUUGAACAGUGAUUGGUUUGGCUUGGUGAUAGUAAUAGUGACUGCAUGGGGUUCUAUUAUGCUUAGACUAGGAGGAGACCAUGUGACCUGACCAUGUGACCUGACCAGGAAACACUGGCCCUAUAUGACAGUGUUUCCCUCCUCCAGUACCUCCACUCAUUUUUUGUUGUUGGCCCAGAUGACAAAUUCCCCUGGUUCAACUAAUUGAGGACUUGAUGAAGUUGAAUCGGUUGUGCUUGUUUGUGGCUACAACAACAAUGUGUUAUUUUGUAGGACUGGAGGUGGGAAACGUUACUAUAUGGCUACCAGUGGCGGAAAAAGUACUAAAAUCUCAUUCUGUAGUAAAAGUGAAGAUAUUUUAAUAGAAAGUUACUCAAGUAAAAUUUUGUCAUCCCGUAAAAUACUACUUGAGUAAAAGUAUUUGGUUUUAAAUAUACUUAAGUAUCAAAAGUAAAUGUAGUUGCUAAAAUAUACUUAAUAAGUAUCAAAAGUAAAAGUAUGAAUAAUAAAAAAAUGUCCUUAUAUUAAGAAAACCAGAUGGCACAAUCUUCUUGUUUUUUAUUUUCGCAUAGCAAGGGUCACAUUCCAACAUUUAGACAUAAUUUAAAAACAAAGCAUUGGUGUUUAGUGAGUCCACCAGAUCAGAGGCAGUAGGGAUGAGCAGGGAUGUUCUCUGUUUAGUGAGUCCUCCAGAUCAGAGGUAGUAGGGAUGAGCAGGGAUGUUCUCUGUUUAGUGAGUCCUCCAGAUCAGAGGCAGUAGGGAUGAGCAGGGAUGUUCUCUGUUUAGUGAGUCCUCCAGAUCAGAGGCAGUAGGGAUGACCAGGGAUGUUCUCUGUUUAGUGAGUCCUCCAGAUCAGAGGCAGUAGGGAUGAGCAGGGAUGUUCUCUGUUUAGUGAGUCCUCCAGAUCAGAGGCAGUAGGGAUGACCAGGGAUGUUCUCUGUUUAGUGAGUCCUCCAGAUCAGAGGCAGUAGAGAUGACCAGGGAUGUUCUCUGUUUAGUGAGUCCUCCAGAUCAGAGGCAGUAGGGAUGACCAGGGAUGUUCUCUGUUUAGUGAGUCCUCCAGAUCAGAGGCAGUAGGGACGACCAGGGAUGUUCUCUGUUUAGUGAGUCCUCCAGAUCAGAGGCAGUAGGGAUGACCAGGGAUGUUCUCUGUUUAGUGAGUCCACCAGAUCAGAGGCUAGAAGGGAUGGCCAGGGAUGUUCUCUGUUUAGUGAGUCCUCCAGAUCAGAGGCAGUAGGGAUGACCAGGGAUGUUCUCUGUUUAGUGAGUCCUCCAGAUCAGAGGCAGUAGGGAUAACCAGGGAUGUUCACCUGAUAAGUAUGCGAAUUGGACCAUUUUCUGUCCUGCUAAGCAUUCAAAAUUUACUUUUGUUUGUCAGGGAAAAUUUAUGGAGUAAAAAGUACAUAAUUUUCUUUAGGAAUGUAGUGGAGUAAAAGUCAAAAAUAUAAAUGGUAAAGUACAGAUACCCCCAAAAAACGACUUAAGUACUUUCCACCACUGAUGGGUGUUUUGACCCAGGUAGGGAGAGUGUUUUAUAACUCCUUGCACGACAGUAUGACACAGGGGAAACUAACUGGCAAUAAUAUUUGCUGACUUGAAAAUUUGAAAUGUGUACAUUUAGCUACAUCAAAUGUUGCCUACCUUCUCCAAGUACAACAGAGCUUUACUAUGGUUCUGUCUAGGUGGGAUACAGACUUUUAGGUGAGAUAAAGACUUAUGAAAAGGGUUAGCUAAAAUGCUCUCCUAGCCUGCUAUGAAAAGUCAGUUCCUGGUUGUAGCUGUACUCCAUCUUGUCCAGGGUUUUCCCAAACUCUUUUUUUUUGUUGCUUUAGCUCUACACAGCUGAUUCAAAUAAUCAACGAAUCAUCAAGCUUUGAUCAGUUGGAUCAACUGUGUAGUGUUUAUGGGGCAAAACCCAAAAUGUGCAUCCAUUGGGGUCCCCGAGGACCUUGGGAAACGUUGAUCUAGUCACAGCACUGUAUUAUUGUCUUGUUUAUUUAUUUAUUUUUUUAUUUUUAUUUUUUUAUCCCAUUUUCUCCAAUUUUCGUGGUAUCCAAUCGCUAGUAAUUACUACCUUGUCUCAUCGCUACAACUCCCGUACGGGCUCGGGAGAGACGAAGGUCGAAAGCCAUGCGUCCUCCGAAGCACAACCCAACCUAGCCGCACUGCUUCUUUAACACAGCGUGCCUCCAACCCGGAAGCCAGCCGCACCAAUGUGUCGGAGGAAACACCGUGUACCUGGCCCCCCUUGGUUGGCGCGCACUGCGCCCGGCCCGCCACAGGAGUCGCUGGAGCGUGAUGAGACAAGGAUAUCCCUACCGGCCAAACCCUCCCUACCCCGGACGACGCUAUGCCAAUUGUGCGUCGCCCCACGGACCUCCCGGUCGCGGCCGGCUGCGACAGAGCCUGGGCGCGAACCCAGAGACUCUGGUGGCGCAGUUACCUACUGUAUUAUUGUCUUGACUCACUGUGUGAAUCCCUUCCCUAGUUGGUGAUGUACUGUGACGUAAAAUAAAUUGCUGGAAAUUUAAUGGGUAUAAAAUAUAAAGUGAAAUUUACUAAUCA
Molecule: messenger RNA, 5417 nt
Organism: Salvelinus fontinalis (brook trout)
Lineage: Eukaryota; Metazoa; Chordata; Actinopteri; Salmoniformes; Salmonidae
Exons: 1
Source: RefSeq, a predicted model, not a curated record